Molecule: messenger RNA, 3702 nt
Organism: Myxocyprinus asiaticus (Chinese sucker)
Lineage: Eukaryota; Metazoa; Chordata; Actinopteri; Cypriniformes; Catostomidae
Gene: vps37c
Product: VPS37C subunit of ESCRT-I
Exons: 5
Coding region: 800-1786 (328 amino acids)
Biological process (GO): ubiquitin-dependent protein catabolic process via the multivesicular body sorting pathway; protein targeting to membrane; protein targeting to vacuole
Cellular component (GO): ESCRT I complex
Source: RefSeq, a predicted model, not a curated record
ACCCUACUGCCAUGUCACAUAUGGAAUAUUCCCGUCACAUCGGGGUUUCCCUCUCGGUCACCUGAACAUUGGACGAUACCAUGAACAAUCAAAAUGGGGUACGCUUAAUGGUUUUUCACUAAAGCAUUAAAAACCAUUUACAUAUUUGCAUUAUGAAAUGUAUAACAGCUAUUUAAGUCGCAUCAUAAUAAUUACAAUGUGUGUUUGUUCUUCUUGUACAGAAAUAUAAAUCGUGCCAUUUUAAACAACUCACUUCCUUAUACAAAAUCGACUCAAUGGACUCAUCCAAAAAUGGCCGCAAUAUCUGUCAACGAGAAGUGAAACUUUCCCUUAAGAAUAGGACUAUAUCCCGUCAAAUAACCGUUACUGGAACGGGUUUUUUUCUCUCAAUUUGACAUCGAUGCGGUUUUACCGUACAUAUAUUUUUACGGUAUUCUGACUUGUUCUUUCGUCCGACGCCGUUUGGUAUUGAAUAGCAACCCGCCUUGCUCAACUGCUGUCCUGUAAGUGAGCUAGCCAGCUAAUCGCGAGGAGAUUCCACUGUCCGGGAAUAAUCUCGCGCAUUUAUUCCCAGUCUGUCGCACUAGAUAACGCGCGAGACCUCGCACUGAUACGGUCUCGUGAGUUGUUCUCACAGGAAGCAGGUUUUAACGCUGAACACGUUCGCAAGGUGUUUGUCUGGCUCAGCGCUUCCGUCUACAUCUUUACGUCACUCACUUCCAAUUAAGUUUGAUGUUUUUCCAUGAGCACCCUGCGGAGAGGACUUUGAUUUGCUUGUACCUUCUGUCCUAGCAGAUCAAUGGAGAAGCUUCAGGACCUCAGCCAAUCCGAGUUGCAGGAUUUGCUAGAUAACUCGGAGCGGGUGGAGUCUAUGGCACUGGAAUCUGAUGAGAUUCAGAAUAUUCAAUUGGAGAGGGAGAUGGCCCUGGCUGCCAACCGCAGUCUGGCAGAACAAAACCUUGACAUGAAGCCCCGUCUUGAGAAAGAGAGAGCGCGGCUGGUGGAGAAAUACACUGAACUGGAGCAAGUGAGGGAGAAAUACAAACAGCACUGUGCCCUGAGAGACAGUAUAAUGGGGCAGGUGUCCCCAGAGGGGCUGUUGUCUCGUUUGCAGAUAGAGGGCGCCAACACAGAGGAAGAAUCAGAGGCUUUAGCAGAUGAGUUUCUUGAAGGUUCAAUAUCGCUGGACUCCUUCUUCGAACGCUUCCUUUCUCUCCGAUCUCUCGCUCACAUGAGACGAGUGCGCAUCGAAAAGCUACAAGAAAUUCUCUGCCAAAAAAGCAAAGGGAUAGGAGAUGCUAAAAUUACAUCACAACCCUGUGCCAAUCAGGAUGCUGGAUCAUCAUCACCGUGGCAACAGCAGCAGCCCCAGCACCAACAGAGCUCCAAAAUCAGUGUACCCGCCAAUGCCACCAGCUCUGCUCUCCCCUACUCCCCCUAUCCUGUUCCUCCCCUCAACCACCUCCCCUCAGCCUCUUCAACAGGUCCCACCAACCCUAGCACAGCGUUUCAGCCCUACCCCAGCCAGGGUUCCCCCUUCCCUCCAUCAACGGGCUACUCCACUCCCAGACCAGCGUUUGGCCCCCAAGCUUGCCCAUAUCCCACCCAACCUUCUUUUCCUGGGCCACCAUUUGGGCAUUUUGGUCACACCCCUGCUCCGUACCCAAAUCCAUACCAGUAUGGAGGGUUUGCCUACCCCACAGGCCCCAAUGGGCCAUCAAACCAGUCACCAACAGCUAGACCACAUUAUAGGCCUGGUUUCGGGGUACCACAACCAUACUCCUGAGCCACUCAGUGUGUGUCUCUGUCUUUUCUCAUUAUUCUCCCUCUCGUCUCACUCCCUCCUUCUCCUCUCAUUCUACCAUUUCCUUACCCUCAGAUUCAUGGUUUGCGUACCCAUGUCACAUCCUGUUCCUGUCUGAGGCUUUUAAAGAGCACUUGAGAUUGGGUAAAUGUGUGCUUGUUCCCCCUUGAAACCUCAAUGAAAGACUCGGUCAGAGACUCGGUAUGGGCUUCACAGCCUUGGCACACCAAUGGCUUAGUUCCUGUCCAUUUUAAAGCAUGUUUUCAAAUCAGUUUGCAAAAAUCUCAGCAUCACAUAUUUGUUGAUUACAUUUGACAACAAGAUGCUUUUCUUUGUUCUUUGAAAAAAUUGUGUUACAGCUCAGCCUUGUUCGGCUGUGAUUCCAAUCAUUUUGAUGAUUCAACUUAUACUGAGAAAAACAUGUUACACUACAUGGAGGAUUCCCAAAUCUCUUGUCUAUAAAAACCCUUGUUAACAGUAUAAAUCCAGAAAGCACAGCACCAUCUUUCCAUUUUAGAACAGAUGCAAACUCCUCAAGCUCUUUUUAAAAAAAAUCAUGAUUAAAUUAAAGACAACUUCCAUGUCUGCAGAUUUGAGAUCCAAAUCACAGUGUUGUAACACGUUUCUGGGUGCAAUAAGUCCUGUUACGAAUUCAUAGUAUACCAAUGCACCAUUUGGUCACUCCCAACCUCCCAAUACCUCUUAUGCUUGCUUCCCUCUUUUUUUUUUUCUUUGCACCCUUGCACUCAUUUACUUUUAAUACCAAUUACAAUUAUCAGAAGGACUAGAUUAUUACCUUCUUUAAUGGAGACAAUGUAAUUUGUAUGAACAUAUUAAUAUUAAAGGGAAAUUGUAUAACAAGGGAUAUUAAUGUAGACAUAUCUUUAUCUGAUAUAGCACAGGAUUUGGUGGGGCAGGUGAGGCGUAACAUAACACAGAGCAUAUGCAAGACAAUAGGCACUACAUGACAUGCUUUUAGCAUGCAUUAAGGUAGAGAAAAACCUUUCACGUUGAAACUAUGCAGUCAAAUGCCUGGACAUUAGCUGCAUAAUUUACACUUUUGAAUUUGGACACAAUGAGGCAUUUGAUGAUCUUGUGAAGCCAGCCAGAAUUAUGGAAAUGUCUAUUUCAAAUAGACACACUCCCCUUAGAAUCAAAAAGUGAGUGAGAGUGGAUCUGGAUCUGGCUCCACAGAUUCAUUUUGCCACUCCUUACCCACAGAACAUCUUAUUUUGUGGUUUGAUUUAAGCCCACCCUCAGAUCCACUUGAUUCUGCCACAUGAAUGUUUUGAAGACCACUAAACACUCCAAACACAAAGGGUCCAAUGUUAUUGCCUGGGCCUCCCCUACAAAAAGUCCUAUUGUGUCAUUUAUCAAGGUGUUAUGUAGACCCCUAAAAUGCCACACCUACGUAAAGUGUUUACUUGCUCCUUGUUGGCCAACUAGAGGACCAUGUGAAUCACACUAGCACUCCGCACUAAUAGCCCCAAACUCUUUGGCAACAGGAGCUGGGAACGGGACCUUUGAACAGUCAGCUUUAGAAUAGGCGUGCGGGGUCUCUCUUUAUUUUUGUACUUUAAAGCAAUUCAAAACCAGGGGCAUCCUCAAACAAGCCUCAGGUGGCUUUAUCUAAUUCAUAAACUCAGUAAUUACGACUCAGGUUUGUGGCAAAACCCCCACGUUUAGGUUCCCUCCCCAGCAACUGGAGCGAGGGAGAAAGCUGAUAGGAUGACACGACGAUGAGAAAAAUGGGAAGAAGUUUUAUCCGCACAUUGAUUUGCAGCAUUAGAGGAAAGAAAUUCUACUGCAUUGGUUGUGAUGACUGUAGCCUGUUAAAAGUGUAUUUUUAUUUUUGCUGUCCUUUUUUCUCGGGUGUGAAUAUAAAACACUGAAGUUGA